GCAUAAAUUAACGAAAUAAAACAGAAUAAAUGAAAUUCAGUAUACUGGUGCUGAUUUCAUUCACAAGUGAAGGUGUCUGUUCUUAGUCUUUUUUCCGUUUGACUUGAAUCUGUUUACCCUUUUAUUUGUCUCACGGAUUUAUUGAGUACGCUGAGUGUGUUUGCACGCGGCUCAACUCACCAAGCUCAUCACUCCAUCUCUUGAACUUUCAAUUUGUCUUAAGUUUCAAUUUUUUUUUUCCAAUUUUUUUGUAAAUGUAAGAGCGAAAAAUUUUUCCACUUUUCUGGCAGUGAUUAAAUGACCUGAAAAAGUGGAAAAUCCUUGUGUUGGUUUGUUAUUUUUUUUCAUUUUUUCCGUGUAUUUGUGUGGUACGUCGUUUACCUAGAGACUUUACGAUGGCAAGUUACGAGAUUCGUGCUGAGUGCAUGAGCUCAAUGGAAGAGGAGUGCCUUAUUGAGAGACAAAGAAGCACCACCUUAAAGGAGUGCUCCGAUUUCCUCAAACUUGAAGGAUCACCGAAAUAUGGAAGAGAAUCUUUUCGAAAGCUUUUUCAGGAUGAGGUACUCCUGGGAAAAUUGUUUAUACUCUUUGAUCAAGACAGGGAUGGUCUGCUCAAACAAGAUGACUGGAUUGAAUUCCUCAAAGCCCGACUGACAAGUGACAAACAAACAGACUUCAUUGACCAGAUAGAAAGUGUUGCUUAUGUACUGUGUGAAGAUGAGCCAGUGGAUUUAAUUGCUUUUAAAAAAAUUAUUUUCGCCAAAGGGGUUAUCGACAAGUUAUUUCGAUUAAUCGACCAAGAAAAUACAGGCUACAUUUCACCAUCACAAAUAAUGGAGUUUUUAGUAGCAAUAAGUAAUCCACGAUCACCAGCAGGAUUCGAUAAAAGUAGUUUGGAAUGGCUGGAGAAGAUCUUCAAGCAGACAGUUGGAAAUGAACGAGAAAUACGUCGGGAGGAAUUCAAGAAAAUCGUUAUAUCGAAGAACCCUUUCUUCACGGAGAGAGUAUUCCAGAUAUUUGACAAGGACAACUCGGGUACAAUAUCUCUCCAAGAGUUUCUUGACGCGAUGCAUCAAUUCGCUGGGAAAACUCCAAACGACAAGAUUCGAUUUCUCUUCAAGGUCUACGAUAUAGAUGGCGAUGGACUGAUUCAAUAUCGAGAGUUGGAACAUGUGAUGAGAGCCUGCAUGGAGGAAAAUGGAAUGAAAUUUAGUGAUGAACAGAUUGAAGAUUUGACUCUUGCUUUGUGUGAAGAAGCUGAUCAAGAAAAUAGAGGAGCUAUAACAUUUGAAGCCUUGAAGAAGCAACUGGAGAAACAUGAAGGUCUCUUGGAGAAUCUAUCAAUCAGUAUAGAUCGAUGGUUAGUACCUGCCAAGCCUGAACAAUCUCCACGAUCUCCUCUAGGAUUCCUGAGUUCACUUAGACCAUAUCAAUUGACGAAACCAUAUUUAAAAAAUAAUUAUGUGUUCAUUACUUUCUUUUUGGGCUUCAUCUUUAUCAACUUUCUUCUGUUUGUCACAAGAAUUUAUCAAUAUCGGCAUGCUAAUGGAUUUACAAUUGUGGCUCGAGCAUGUGGACAAUGUUUAAAUUUCGAUUGCACAUUUAUCCUCAUUCUGAUGCUUCGUCAGUGCAUAACUUUUCUGCGAACGCACGGAUUUAAUUCAAUUUUACCUCUGGACCAUCACAUCUACUUACACAAAGUGGUUGGAGUGACGAUUGGUAUUCUAUCACUCGUCCAUACGAUUGCGCAUCUCUUGAACUUUGGUAUGGUCGUGAUCAACGAUGAAGUAUUAAACAGCUCACACUAUACCAUGUCAGAGUGGCUUUUGACUAGUAAACCAAAACUCUUUGGUCUUGUGAGUGGUGGAGCUAACCCAACGGGUGUUGCCUUGAUCAUCAUUCUGUUUGUUAUGGCUACGUGUUCAAUGCCCUUUGUUCGACGCGGAGGAUGUUUUGAGAUAUUCUACUGGUCUCAUUUGCUGUAUAUUCCCUUCUGGAUUCUAAUGAUAUUCCACGGACCAAAUUUCUGGAAAUGGUUUGUCUUACCCGGUACAAUUUACAUCAUCGAACGGGUACGACGUUUGAUGUGGCUCCGGUCACAGCGUGGGAAAACGUACAUAAGUUCUGGUCUCCUUCUACCAUCUCGAGUGACUCACCUGGUAAUUAAACGACCUGAACAUUUAGAUUUCCGACCUGGUGACUACGUUUUUGUCAAUAUACCAGUUAUUGCAAAGUACGAGUGGCAUCCAUUUACUAUCAGCAGUGCACCAGAGCAAGAGGAAUAUAUGUGGCUGCAUAUCAGAGCUGUUGGAGAAUGGACCAAUAGUUUGUAUGCAUACUUCGAGAAGGAACAGGAAAAACUUGAACAAGGCGACGUAAUAAUCGUAAAGGGAUGUGAAUCACAAAUGCAGAAUACACUUUCAAUGCCAAAAUCAACGUCUAUAACAAUAGAGAAAAAGAUAUCAAACGAUUCUCUCGAGGAUUCUCGGGGCUUGGAUAACCCUCGUUUCAUUCCAGACAGUGACAAGACAACGUCCAGUCCAAGUACCAAUACACCCACGACUUUUCUUUCAACUCCAGAAAAUUCAAAUGGAUGUGAAUUGGGUCGAUCUCUACAAGACAGAAAGCUGAGACAGCUACUUCUUAACAGUAAAAUACCGCUUGAAAAGUCAUUUUCAAUGCCGGACAUGCAGACUAAGCGCAAGAAGAGAGAACGACUGAUGGCACUAAGAGAUUACAUGAGAUCCGAGUCAGAGAGAAGCUUUGAUAAAACUAAAAUUCGACGAGCCCGACACAAGUCUCUAGGUUUAGCUUACCUCAGCCCGCAGAACAAAUCACUUGCACAGAGUUUUAGAUAUAUGAGAACAAAACCUACUAUUAUAGCUUUUAAGACACCGAGUCUGGAGGAUUGUAAACGCGAAAUCCCCACUGAUACGUCAGCUCAACAAAAUGAAGCUAGACAAAUUGUACUAUCUACAACCCUAGCUACUAUUGCAGCUGAGGAAGGAAGAGUAGAAAAUAAAAUUACACCAAUUGAACAAAAAAAUAAUAAUUCAUUUAUAGAAAAUCAAUCAUCUACUCAUGCUCCAAUAAACUAUCCUAUCGGAAAACCACUUGAGAUAUUUCUAGAUGGUCCAUAUGGAGCACCAUCCAGUCACAUCUUUCAAGCACAACACGCUGUCUUAAUCGCCACCGGAAUUGGAGUCACACCUUUCGCGUCAAUCUUGCAAUCAAUAAUGCAUAGAUAUUGGAAGGCACGACACACUUGUCCAAAUUGUCAAUUUCAGUGGGCAAGUGACAUACCCAUUACAGUCAUGAACUUGCGAAAGGUUGAUUUUUUCUGGAUCAACCGAGAUCAACAGUCAUUCGAAUGGUUUGUUAAUCUUUUGUCACAAUUAGAGAUGGAACAAGCUGAGCUUGGUACCACAAUGGAGAGAUUCCUUGAGAUGCAUAUGUAUAUCACAAGUGCACUCCAGAAGAAUGAUAUGAAAGCUGUGGGACUUCAGCUUGCUAUGGAUCUUCUUCAUGAAAAGGAAAAGAGAGAUUUGAUAACAGGUCUGAAGACAAGAACAAACGCCGGAAGGCCAAACUGGGACAAAGUGUUUAAACAGCUUCAAGACAAGAAGAAGGGAAAAAUAACAGUUUUUUAUUGUGGUCCACCCCAACUAGGAAGAAUUCUACGUUUUAAAUGCGAUCAAUUUGGUUUUAAUUUUCGAAAGGAAAGCUUUUAAAUUAUUCACGAGUUCAUUUUGAUUAUGUUAUGUUCUGCUCUUCUCUUCCUUCCCCUCUCUCGUUUGGUGUCUCUUUGAUUCGUCAUGAAAACUUGUACACCAUACGUGUACAGACAGUCAAUCAGCGAAGAGAGAUGUGGCAUUGAUAAUCCGUCGAUUAAUAAUCGUUGGUGUACACGACAGUCAGCAUAGCACGGGGGUUGAAUCGUGAGUAUGGAAGCACCAAUCGAUUGCGCAAAUGGAGCGAGAGCAAACAAGAAGACAUUCCCAUGUGACACAUCAUAUGUAUAAACGCGUCAAAGGAUAUCCUCAGGACAUAUCUAGAUGCACACGAGAUUUGUACUUGAGUUCAAUUAUCAUAAAUAAAUCAUAAAAAGUCCAUUUGCAAAAA
Messenger RNA from Chelonus insularis, 4122 nucleotides. RefSeq names its product NADPH oxidase (gene Nox). Gene Ontology annotation, molecular function: calcium ion binding; superoxide-generating NAD(P)H oxidase activity. Gene Ontology annotation, biological process: superoxide anion generation; defense response. Gene Ontology annotation, cellular component: NADPH oxidase complex; plasma membrane. NCBI's taxonomy places the organism in Eukaryota, Metazoa, Arthropoda, Insecta, Hymenoptera, Braconidae. The transcript has 18 exons. The record is from RefSeq and is a predicted model, not a curated record. The coding region runs from base 396 to 3731 and encodes 1111 amino acids.